AUGACAGGGGUGCACUCUUUCGCAGAGGCAACCGGCGGACCCGGCUCCGCUUCAUGUUCGAAUGCAUCGGGCUUGCUGCUGGUCAAGCUGGUCGGCUUGGUCGCCGUCGCCGCGUUCUUCGUGUGGGAGUUCCGGUCGUGGUACCGACUGCGUAAAAUCCCCGGGCCAUUUGUUGCCUCUGUCUCAGUCUUGUGGCAGCUGAAGAAGGCCAUCGGAGGCACAUACCACGAGCACCUGAACGACGUUGCCAGGACAUAUGACCCCGACUCGCUGCGCAAGAUGUCGGGCGUACGCUCGCCGUACACCAAGGGCGACUUUUACGAUUCCGGCCGAAUCACACCGGGCGUUGACAAUGUCGUCUCAAUGCGGGACGAGAGCGAGCACAAGGCCAUGAGGGCGCGAAUGGCCCCGGCCUAUGCCGCCAAAGAGAAUGAAGGCUUUGGCUUCGAGAUUGGCAUCGACCGCCAACUCAUGAACUUCAUCCGCCUCAUAGACCAGCAUUACGUUUCCACAGACUCGGACUUUCGACCGCUGGACCUCGCCGAGAAGACGCAGUUCUUUGCCCUCGAUGCCAUCGGCGACGUUUCCUUUGGUGGCGCUUUCGGGUUCCUGGCCGAGGACCGGGACUUGUUUCGGUACAUCGAGAUCAACGAGUCGUCUCUGCCCGUGAUGAACAUCGUCUCGGUACUUCCUUGGUUGGGCCGGCUCGUUCACAAGUGGCCUUUUCGUUUGAUGCUGCCAAAAGAAGGCGACCAAGUUGGCUUCGGCCGUUUGAUGGGCUUCGCCAAAAACUACGCCGAGAUGAGGCUCCAACCGGGGGCCAAGCCGCAAAAGGACAUGAUGCAAGCCUUUAUUAACCAGGGGCUCGAUCGGGAUGAGCUCAUACAGCUUGUCUACAUCCAUAUGAUUGCCGGCACAAACUCAGCAGCACAAGCCAUGCGCAUGACGCUGCUUUGCUUAAUCAACAAUCCCGUCGCAUAUCGCCGACUCCAGAAGGAAAUCGACGAGGCCAUCGCGGCCAGUACGAUUAGUACCCCAAUCACCAACGCCGAAGCCCUGAAGCUUCCUUAUCUUCAGGCCGUCAUCCGCGAAGGGUUGCGCUUCUACCCUCCAGUCACGGGUCUUGGCUUCAAGCAAGCGCCGCAGAACGGUGACAUGCUCAACGGCUAUUUCGUCCCUGGUGGUACGCAGAUAGGACAUAAUUUCUUCGGUGUCGGACGCUCGCUGUUGGUCUGGGGCCCCGACGCCGAUGUUUUCCGGCCGGAGCGAUGGCUCUCUGCGGACAAAGAUGAACUCAAAGAGAUGAAUGCUGCUCUCGAUACGCAUUUCGGCCACGGCAAGUAUUCGUGCCUUGGCAAGUCGAUUGCCAUGAUGGAGCUCAACAAGGUCUUUGUGGAGAAUCCAGCUCCUAAGAAGAUAUGA
Colletotrichum spaethianum is the source of this 1422-nucleotide messenger RNA. RefSeq names its product cytochrome P450 monooxygenase lolP1. Lineage: Eukaryota; Fungi; Ascomycota; Sordariomycetes; Glomerellales; Glomerellaceae. Gene Ontology annotation, molecular function: iron ion binding; oxidoreductase activity, acting on paired donors, with incorporation or reduction of molecular oxygen; monooxygenase activity. The record is from RefSeq and is a predicted model, not a curated record. The coding region runs from base 1 to 1422 and encodes 473 amino acids. The transcript is spliced from 6 exons.